UAUCACCGUUGAAAUCUUUCGAAGAAGUCACUCUGAAGUAUCAUCGUAUCUCGAUAUGAGUAGCCAGGAUAUCGUAGAGCCAGAGGAAGUGGAGGAGGUGUUGCUGUCUCAUUUGAAAGAGAAUAAGAUGUUUCGGGAAGGGCCACAGCCGUGGACCAUUCGUUUCUCGCCAUUAAGCGGUCGUGGCAUGUUCGCUACUCGUGACAUCGAACAGAACGAGUUAAUUUUUAUUGAUGCGCCUAUAUUAAUCGGGCCGAGGUGUACAACCAAACAUCUUCAACUAUGCGUGUGCUGUUAUAAGAACGAGUGCCCGUUAUUUCCGUGCGAUAAAGGUUGUGGCCUGCCAGUUUGCUCGACUCGAUGUGAAGAUUCGCCAAAGCAUGUCAACUAUGAAUGCAAGUAUCUAAGGUCAUUGGUACCGACUUGCGGUACCGAUUGGUCUCCGAGCUUGUUGCUGACUGUCGUACCCAUCCGCGCGCUUUUCAUGACGGAGCAACAACGUAAAUGUUUAGCGACACUUCAACGCGAUCAAUCUUUGGUUUACAAUUACGAGCUCGAACAACUUGAGAAAAGUGUGGCCAAUCCUCCGGGCGAGAAAGAUAUGGAGCUGAUGAGGUGUGUGUGCGCAGUUUUUAAUACGAACUCGUUUGAAACGGUCGUAGUCCACGACAAGGACAGUUCUGCGAGUUUACGAGGACUUUAUCCAAUUGCCUCGUUGCAAAAUCACUGUUGCGUACCAAAUACAAGACAUCAUUUCGAUGGAGAAUUUCGAAUGUAUGUUAGCGCUGCAUUUCCGAUUGCUGCUGGAGAGGAGAUCACUAUGGCCUAUACGACUUUAUUUUGGGAUACGACGUUGCGACGACAAUUUUUAAGCGUAACUAAACACUUCUCUUGCAUGUGCAAACGGUGCAGUGAUCCCACGGAAUUUAGAUCUAAAUUGGGUGCACUUUCAUGUGCAUCUGAUAAAUGUUCAGGAGAAUUAUUACCGCAAGAUCCUCUUAAUAUGACCAGUCCUUGGGUCUGCGAUAAAUGUUCCAUAAUUAUAAGUCAUCAGCAGAUAUGUUCGAUUCGUUCAGGUAUAGCGGCUAUCGUGGAGGAAGUUCUGUACAAAACACCACGUGAGAUCUAUCAAUUUCUGCAAAAAGAGCUCUCACUUUUGAUUCCUUCGAGCAAUUACCUCAUUGUAGAUCUGAAGUUUCGAAUUAUUUCGUAUUAUGGUAGGAAUGAUGGCGCAAAAUGGGAAGAUUAAUGAAAAUCAAUGUCUAUUUAAAAAGGCAAUCGCUAUAUUGCAAAAUGAUGUUAUUUCAGCAGUUACGCUCAAAUAUGAUAAAAACUAUUUCAAACAGCUAACUACUGCAUCAAGA
This is a messenger RNA of Heterotrigona itama, 1364 nucleotides long. NCBI's taxonomy places the organism in Eukaryota, Metazoa, Arthropoda, Insecta, Hymenoptera, Apidae. The record is from the annotation of a GenBank genome assembly.